ACAUGGGAAUACAGAGUACAAGUAAGCUACGUUACCUCGAAUUUGGAAUGUAUAGUAGGCUACUUGGGUAAGGUUAAAUGUACAUAGUUACUCGCCACCUCCUCAUAUUUGUCUCAACGUUCUAUUGAUUAAAUUUGGUUUUGAACCAAAACAGCAGGUGUAUCCUGGUGAUGACUUACACAAUAUACAUGUAGCUAGGCCUUUGCGUUAGUUUCUGUGGUUAGUUCAGUCAUAAAGGUCCACUUAAUCAAGUGUUUCGAUAGCUAUAGCUAAUUGCAUGUUGUUUAGUUUUAGUUAAACUGCACGGACAUGGGGGAAAGUCAAGAGGAUCCGACUAACAUCAGAAACGGUUGCAGUAGGAAGAGCUGCUGGAAAUACAUCGUCCACAAUGUAUUGCUGUUUUCAAGUCUGGCAGCUGUUACCUUGGGGAUUGCACUUGGCAUGUUUAUCAAGACCUUCCAUCUUUCAGAAGUUGACAAACUGUACAUUGCCUUUCCAGGAGAAUUACUCACGCGUAUGCUUCAGUUAAUGACUAUUCCUCUAAUUGUGACAAACUGUGUGAUGAUGGGAGUUUCUGGUUUGAGUGCUGACACCUCCAGAAAAAUAGUUGUGCGUGCAACAGUGUACUUUGUCUCAACGUCUCUUCUAUCUGUGACUAUAGGAUUAAUACUGGUACUGCUGGUCAAACCUGGGGCACCUUAUAUUUUUCCCCAUCAUGAACCAGAAGAUGAAGAAAGGUUAUCCAUAAUCUUUGACUUGCUAGAUCUAGUGAGAAACAUGAUGCCAAAGAAUCUGAUUCAGGCUGGCUCCCAACAGUACAAGACUAGUGUUCUGGAGUUUGAAGAUCUUGAAAAUCUUGAUACAAAUUCUAGCCUGACAACGAAAGCCACUCAAACGCAAGUUGUGGGUCGCUAUGUCGAUGGAGCCAACACACUGGACCUGAUUGUGUGCUCCUAUGUUUUUGGACUGACCCUCAAGAAGAUGGGAGAAAGAGGCAAAAUUCUGCUGAACAUCUUUAGGAUCCUCAAUGAGACCACAAAAUAUGUGGUUAAGUUGAUUUUGUGGUACUUGCCAUUAGGAGUUCUGUUCAUGACCGCAAGCCAUGUUGUUGACGCUCAAAACUGGAAUAUUAUCUUCAAACUAGGAAAGUUCAUGGCUGUGGUUGUUAUUGGGCUCCUAAUACAUGGAUUAAUAGUUCUACCAAUGCUCUGUCUUCUGGGUGCGAGACGCAACCCCUGGUUAGUCUUUAAGGUUUUGUUUCCUGCCUUAAAGACUGCAGCGUUCACGGCGUCCAGAGACCGCUGCAACACUGUUGUUAAUGUUUUGGGAGACUGUGUUGGCGUGGCAAUGGUCAACCAACUGUCCUUAAAGGAACUGAGCGAAAUGGAGGAGGAACAAAAUCAGGGCAGGACAAGGUUGGCUAAUGAUGCUGGGGAUGAGCACUACCAUUCCAGCAGCUCUUUGGACUCCUUCCAUUCAGUGGAAGAAACAUUUACAGUCUAAGACUAUA
Molecule: messenger RNA, 1510 nt
Organism: Sander lucioperca (pikeperch)
Lineage: Eukaryota; Metazoa; Chordata; Actinopteri; Perciformes; Percidae
Product: excitatory amino acid transporter 3-like
Exons: 11
Coding region: 310-1503 (397 amino acids)
Biological process (GO): L-glutamate transmembrane transport
Cellular component (GO): plasma membrane
Molecular function (GO): L-glutamate transmembrane transporter activity; neutral L-amino acid transmembrane transporter activity; glutamate:sodium symporter activity
Source: RefSeq, a predicted model, not a curated record